AUGUUGAGGCUAUGGCCGGGUGCUUAUAGUCCUGCGAUACUGACCGGAGGUGACUCGACUGUCAUACGGCAUACGAAUCACGACCUCUUUCUCAUCGACCACUUCGUGAGGAGCUCGGCGGUGGAGUUUGAUAGUGCACAGCACGGCCGAGUGUACUCGACUUCGGCGCUGGAGUUGGCGAAGCUGUAUCCGUUCCUCAUGCACGGCAUGAUCGCGCUGUCUGCGUGUCACGUACAGCAUCUGGGGGUCGUCGAUGCCAGAAAGUACCGCAAUGCGGAAGCUUUCCAUUGUCAUCUCGCCAGCCAAGGAUUGAGAAACGCCGUCGGAGGUAUUAUUGCAAGCACCAACGAGGCGGAUUCCAUUCUGACGACAGCAAUGCUGCUCAACACAUUAACGUUCUGCGCGGCAUCGUAUCGCGACGACGAAUCUGCGGCUCCUCACACGCCCGGCACAAUCGCAAGGGGCGAUCGUGGUGGUAGUGGUGAUGGCGGCCGCAGACCCCGCUUUGACUGGCUUCGUAUCCAGAUUGGCCUGACGGAUCUGCUCAUGCGCACGCAGCCAUAUCGGGCGGACAGCAUCUGGAGGGACGUCUUUAGUGCAGCCAACGACCGGUGGAUCCUCGGUCCCGCGGUGAAUAAUCUGGGUGAUCGUCUGUCGGACUUCUGCUUGAACAGGAAUACUGCCGGUUCUACGCGUCCUACUGGUCGUUCUGAUGAUGGCGCUGAUGAGGCUCUUUCUGCAGAUACGGAGACGGGAGACAACGUGUAUGCGCAGGUCAUCAGUCAGCUAACUCACGUGGUGGAGCGGGAUCCACGUCCGGAGUAUCUGCUUCUGUAUCUCCAGCCAGUAGGGGCGAUGACGUCAGAGUUUGUCGAGCUGCUGGAGGCGAACGACGUGAGGGCCCUGCUGCUGUUCGCGCACUGGCUGCGGUUACUGUGCUGCGUCGAUGCCUGGUGGUGUGUGCGCAGGACGAGGCGCGAGUGUCGGGCGAUCUGUGAGAUUCUGUGCAAGACUUUGCAUGGCGAAGACUUGGAUCUUCUAAGGCUUCCGGCGGCGGCUUGUGGUUUUUGGCAACGUCACGGUGUGGAGGGACAAGAGGAGGGGGGGAAUCUGGGGAUCUUGGGCAGAAGCGGAGAGACUCUGGAGAUUGUGGGAGAGGCGACAGGCUAA
This is a messenger RNA of Aaosphaeria arxii CBS 175.79, 1170 nucleotides long. RefSeq lists its product as uncharacterized. Lineage: Eukaryota; Fungi; Ascomycota; Dothideomycetes; Pleosporales. Gene Ontology annotation, biological process: regulation of transcription by RNA polymerase II. The coding region runs from base 1 to 1170 and encodes 389 amino acids. The record is from RefSeq and is a predicted model, not a curated record. Gene Ontology annotation, molecular function: DNA-binding transcription factor activity, RNA polymerase II-specific. The transcript has a single exon.